Linum tenue is the source of this 2093-nucleotide messenger RNA. Lineage: Eukaryota; Viridiplantae; Streptophyta; Magnoliopsida; Malpighiales; Linaceae. The record is from the annotation of a GenBank genome assembly.
CUAAUCUUCUUUGCCUUUCCUCCUCGGUUCCGGUCUCCAAAAUGGCGUGUUAUAAUACUACUACAACACCCACACCUUUCACAAUUCCUCCUCAUAAGGAUCCAACCAGAAAGAAAACAACAAAACACAAAAGCAAGCUCUCUCCACACCAACGUCAUUAAUUAUUAACAACCGAGUAGCCGGAAGGAGCAGAGCAGCGGCCACCGUUUACUACUUGGAAAGGUGUUUGUGGGUUUGGGGUUUUCCUCAUUUCCCAAAAUUAGCAGCGUUACUUUCUCAAUAGACCGCUCAGGGCUUAGAAUCGCCCUCACUUUUGGGUUGUGGCCGCCAGCUGAUUCGCCCCUCUUUUUCUUUGGUUCUAUCUCCUCUGUUUUUUGUUUGGCUUUUUAGUAUUUGUCUGCGGAGGAAUUUUAGCGGUGUGUGGCUGAUCUUUACGAGAAGGGUUACAAGGAGGAAGAAUAAUGUUUCGAUGGGAGUUGGGUUUCAAGUGACUGCCGUAGUUUUGGAUUAAUUAUAUAGGAAAGUAGUUGCUUCUUGUCUCGCCUCGUCUGUUGCUGGUGGGAAACAAGCCUGGAGUAGCAUUUGCAAUGGCGGAAUAUAUCUAUUUGCUCAGCAAGGACGCAGUAAUCAUUAAACCUCCCAAGAAGUCUUCUAUGUUAUUGAGGAUGGUGGUUCUAAUGUUUGCCAUGACGUUUGGUGUCUACAUCUGCACCAUUUGCCGGCAGCAGAUUAGCAGCCUUAGCAAAGUAACGAUUAAAAAUAUACAAGUGAUUGAUGAGCCAUCUAAUACUGCUGACCAUAGUGUCUUUCAUGUGCCUAAGCUGCAUUACCCAAACCCUGAAAGUUUCAGCAGGGAGGAAUGUGUGGAUAACCCUGUACGUUACUUUGCCAUUGUAUCGACUCAAAGGUCAGGGAGUGGAUGGUUUGAGACAUUGUUGAAUAGUCAUGUUAACGUGAGCUCGAAUGGGGAGAUCUUUUCGGUUUUGGAUAGGAGAAGAAACUUCUCAGCUAUUGUUGAAACUCUGGAUAGGGUCUAUAAUUUGGACUGGUUCUCUAGUGCUUCCAAGAAUGAAUGCUCUGCUGCUGUUGGAUUCAAGUGGAUGCUGAAUCAGGGAGUGAUGGAGCACCAUGAAGAAAUAGUGGAGUACCUCAACCGCAGAGGUGUUUCUCUGAUUUUUCUCUUCCGUAGAAACCUACUUCGACGAAUGGUUUCACUGCUUGCAAAUUCCUAUGACAAGUAUGCCAAGUUAUUGAAUGGAACUCACAAAUCUCAUGUCCAUACCACUGAAGAGGUUCCUCUUCCAGUCCCCCAUAAACUCUCUUUCUCCUUUUUUGCAUCUGAUUUACACCAUUUUUAUGCUGAUGGUCAGCCACUGUUUUGUUGCAGGCUGAAACGCUUUCCCAGUUUAAGCCCAUAGUUAACUCCACAUUGCUGAUAUCUGAUUUGAGACGGGCAGAGAUCUUGGUUGCCAAGGCUCUAGAGUACUACAACACCACUCGGCACAUGGUUGUGUACUACGAGGAUCUUGUUAAAGACAGCAAGAAACUUGAGGAGGUGCAGGAGUUUCUGAGGCUUCCGGUGAUGGAACUGAGAAGCCGGCAGGUAAAGAUCCACAAGGGGCCAUUAUCAGAACUGAUCAAGAACUGGGAAGAUGUGAACAAGACGUUGUAUGGAACGGAGUACGAGAAUUACCUGAGGGUCGACUAUUGAGUCUGCGGAAGGGACUGAUUUCGGAAUGGUUUGCUAACUUGCAGGAAGUGUGAAUACCAACUACUCAACUGACAUGUCGUCCACUCUCUCCUUAUAUGUGCAUUUCAUGAGUUGACAGGCUAAUGGCUCUUCUCAAAAUUUUGACUGGCAUGGGCGAAACUGCGCCAUAACUGGUUCUUCUUUUGUUUUGUUAAUGGCUUUCUCAACUUUGCGUUGAGAUUUGAUUCCCAUAGCUGAAACCUGUGUUGUUUGAUCACCUUCUGGUUGAUCAUGCAGAGAUCAAAGUUGUACAUGUAGCCUACUCGCUUGCAGGAAAAAAAUUAUAAUAUAUGAGCAAUUCAUUCAGUAUUUGAAAGCGAAAGUUGUCAUAUGUUGUUGUGGU